Messenger RNA from Nicotiana tabacum (common tobacco), 1604 nucleotides. Lineage: Eukaryota; Viridiplantae; Streptophyta; Magnoliopsida; Solanales; Solanaceae. The record is from RefSeq and is a predicted model, not a curated record.
AUUCUGCUUCUCCUCCAUUUUACCCCUCUAGUUCCUCCACUAAGGGAAUCACUACAACGGACAAGAGAGAGUUGCAAACCGGGACAAGUAGCCGCAGUGCUCAGCCUUCUGUUUUAGGAGAUAGUUCUGCUACUGCACGAUCAACUGUAGUGGUGCAAGGGAAGAAUGUUGGUGAUUCUAUUAGCCUUGACAAGCUUAAUAUUGCUGAUCCUACUACUGCAGUAGCUGCGAAACCAUCAUCUGGUUUGCAGUUGCCUCCUGGCUCCUCAACAAUAAAUCCUACUCAAUCUCAGCCAUUGAGAGGCCAAGGAAGAGGAUUUAAUGCAAUGCCACUUGUAAACUACCAAUCUCCUGUAAUAAAUAACCAAUUCAACCGAGUUUCUCAGCCAAUAAACCUCUCCUCUACUCAUAGAAAUCCUGUUCAAAGUCGAGGACAACCUUCUUUCCAGGUUGCUGGUCAGCAGUUUGCUCAGCGAUCUGGUACUGGAUCUCAAGGUUCAUCUCCCCCAAAAACUGGACAGUCUAUUUCUGAAACUAGAGAGCUUGAAUCUUCUUUGGAUUCAAGUAAAUCAAAGAGUGCUAUGGUUGCAAAAGGAAAAGGCACUCUUCAGAGCACUGGAAGGGGAUCGGUUCUGCAUGGCGGAGCUCAGGUUAUGGGUGCACCUGGAAGUGUUGGUGGUGGCGAUCAGAACUUUCCUGCAACACCAACCUUUUUGCCAGUCAUGCAAUUCGGGGGACAGCACCGCGGUGGCAUUGGAGUUCCUGCUGUUGGCAUGGCCUUUCCUGGAUAUGUUGGUGGUGGUUUGGGGAAUUCUGAGAUGACAUGGUUGCCAGUUUUAGCUGGGGCUGCUGGAGCAUUAGGUGCAACAUACUGUUCGCCAUAUUUUGCUGUUGAUGGUGCUUAUAAUGCUCGCCCAUCUGGGCAAAUAUCUUCUCUCACUACUGCUCCAAGCAAAGAGAAUAAUGCCGGUAAACCAAAUAAUGAAUGCAAUCCCCAACAGAGACCAGAGCUCUCAAAUGAUGACUUAGGUCAGCGUCAGAAGAAUCCUCGCAGAUAUACAGAGAUGAAGUUUGAUCAGUGAGCUUGUUUGUAGGUUGAAGCUGUUUAAUAAGCAGAUUAAGGCAUUCUCCCAGACCCUAUGCUCUCCGACUGUUGAUGGAGUAUCUAGGGCUCUCAUGUGUUGUGAUGUAUUUUAGGUUUACAUGACAAACGCCUGCUCAUGCUGCUUCACUUGCAGGAUACCUGCAGCUUGACGGGUGGCAGUUAUUUGUUUAAAUAUGUGGUUCUUGUGGCUUGGUUUUCUUUAACUGAAGGAAUUGAGAAUUGUUGGUUGGUUUCUUCAAAUGAUAACGAAAUAAUGGUAAAAGUCCGGAAGCGGUUGCAGCUGUUUUCUUAUUAUGUGAAGUUCUCUUCUGAAUAGAUAUUCCUAGUGUCUUCCCAAAUUUUCCGUUAGUGGCCUUAAGUUACUACUUAUUUGGUGGAUACUUUCAGGGUGUUGUAGUUAAAUAUUAUGUUAACAAGAGAGCAUAGCUUGCUCAGAUUUUGAAUAAUAAAUUUUGUUACAAAGACUUAUUUCUCCAAUUUUAUGCACAUAUGGAAUUGA